This is a messenger RNA of Archocentrus centrarchus (flier cichlid), 2578 nucleotides long. RefSeq names its product autotransporter adhesin BpaC-like. Gene Ontology annotation, molecular function: GTP binding. The transcript has 4 exons. The coding region runs from base 107 to 2197 and encodes 696 amino acids. The record is from RefSeq and is a predicted model, not a curated record. NCBI's taxonomy places the organism in Eukaryota, Metazoa, Chordata, Actinopteri, Cichliformes, Cichlidae.
CACUGUUUCUAACAGCAAGUGAAAGUAAGCUCAGGUCAUCUGCAGAGACACAACGGCAGAGACACAACGGCCGUCGAGCCCUGCUGUUCUCUGAUCUUCUUCAAACAUGCCUGGAAUGAACCUACUGGAAGAAAAAAGAGUUGGAGAAAGCAUCUCCAAGCAUGUAUGGAUCAGCUUAACAGGUCCUGCAGUUGGAUCUUUGAAACAUGCUUUCUUUGGGCCAAGUGUUAAAGUUCUGCAGAAAAGCACGAAAGAAAAAGGAGUAACAACACAAGCAGAAGAGGAAGAGUGCACUGCAAAUGAGGCUGGAAGAGGAGAAAUGACACCAAGAACUGCAGACAACAUCAAACCUCAGACAGAGUCACCAACAAUGAUUGUCAUGGCAGGAACAACAGCUGGGGCUCAAAAGUACAUCAAAGUGCAACAAAUGUACAGGAUUGUCCUGCUUGGAGACACCAGAGCUGGGAAAAGCAGCCUAGCGAACACCAUGUUUGGAGAAGAUGUGUUCAAGGGUGACAACACUGAAUGUCAAGCUGAGUCCAAAUCUGUUCAUGGAAGAAGGAUCACCCUGAUCAACACUCCUGAUCUCUUUAGCCCAGGUAGAUCAGAGGAGGAGCUGAAGCCUGAAAUACUGAGGUGUAUCACUGAGUUUCCUCCUGGGCCUCAUGCUUUUCUCAUUGUGCUCAAAGUGGAUAAAUCCACAGAGCAGCAGCAGGAGGCUGUUAUUGAGAAAAUAUGCCAAUAUUUCCCAGAGGAAGCUUUCAAAUAUGCUGCAGUUGUCUUUACUCAGGAUGACUCAGAAGGAAUGAAGAUCCAAGACUUCAUAGAUAAGAAUAAAUGUCUGAGUGACCUGGUGAAGAAGUGCAAGAGUCGAUUCCACACCAUUAAUAAUUACAAACAACAGGGUGACAAUAUCAGCAACCAGUCCCAGGUCGCAGAGUUGCUCAACACAAUAAAGCAGAUAGUUGAAGAAAACAAAGGAAGGUGCUACACCAGCAAGAUGUUGCCACAAGGAGACACCUGCAGUAACACUAACGAGCUGAUCAAACUUACAGGCCCUGCAGCAGAAUCAGUGGCAAAGGCUUUCUCUGGGCCAGCCUUUGUAGUUUUAACCCAGGGAACAACAAACGAAGCAGAGGAAAGUAACAAGACAACAGAUAAAGAAGGACAAAAUGGAGAGGAAACUGCAUCAGAAACAGCAAAUAAAGGGGACACAGAAAAAAACACAAAAGAAGAUGGAGAAACAAUAAAGGAAAACAAAGGUGAGGAAGUAGCAGAAGAAACAGAAGGAAAUGAGGAUGACAAAGAUGGAAUCAUAUGUGGAACGGGACAAGAUCAACGUCCAAAAGACACAGAAGAAAAAAGAGAAGAAGAAGCUACACCAGAAACAGUAGGAGAACUGAGAAAAGAAUCUCAAGAAAAAACAGAAGGAAAUGAGGAUGACAAAGAUGGAAUCAUACGAGAAGAGGAACAAAAUCAACGUCCAAAAGAAACAGAAGAGGAAAGAGAAGAAGAAGCUGCAUCAGAAGUAGUAGGAGAACCGGGAAAAGAAUCUCAAGAAAAAACAGAAGGAAAAGACAGCAACAAACAUGGAAUCAUAUGUGAAACGGGACAAGAUCAACGUCCAAAAGAAACAGAAGAAAAAGCAGAAGAUAGGUCACAAGAAGAAAAAAUAUUAGGUCACAGACAAGCUGCAGGCGGUAUAGCACCAGCAGUUGGUGCAGUAGCUGCAGGAUUUAUAGUAGCUGCAGGUGCAGCAGGUGCAGCAGGUGCUGCAGGCGCUGCUGCAUCUGCAUGCAGUGCAGUAACAGCUGGAGGUAUAGCAGCUGAAGGCAGUGCAGUAGCUGCAGGCAGUGCAGCAACAGCAGCAGGUGCAGGUGCAGCAGGGGCUGGGGGUGCAGCAGGAGCAGCAGAAGCAACAGCAGCAGGUGCAGGUGCAGCAGGGGCUGGGAGUGCAGCAGGUUCUGUGGGAAAGGUAGCCAUAGCCAUUGGAGGAGCCAUAGGGGUGGGAUUGACAAUAAAAAAAGCAAUAAACUGGGUAACAAACUGGGUAAAGCCGCGUGUUGGAGUGGUAUUACUGGUGCUUGUUUUCUACUCAUUGCUUCUGUCAUGGUUUUUUCUCGAAGUACCAUUUGUUGGGACCCUUUUCUUAUUAUUUCUGUUACUGUUGCUUGUUAUUAUUCUUGUUGUCAUAUAAUUAGAACACAACAGAUUACUGUGUGUGUGCGCCUGGCUUAAUUUAAAGAAUAACCUCACGCAUGAAUUAAAAAUACAGAAUAUGCGAUAUAGCGCUAAAGGUUGUAUGAUUCACUGUCUGAAAAAUAAGAGGUUUUUAAACUAUCCAAACUGUGCAUGAUUUUUCACUCUACUCUGUAAUGGCAAACACAAUGCUUCCUUUUAAAAAAAAUUUUCGGGGGGGGGGGGACUAGCAUUUAUAACUGAUUAAAUAAUUCAUUUCACACUGAUUGCACUGUAAACUUUCAUGUUUUUCAUGUAGUUCACUGUUCAUCUACAACAUCACUCUGACAUUAAAAAAAAACGCACAUUAUCUAAAAAUAAAUGAAUGGAUUUUCGCUUA